AUGGAUUAUCAUAAUUAUAAGAAUACUAAGAGACGCAGGAGGAAGAUUAAAUCCCCGGAAUAUUUGAGUUUAGAAAUGAUCUUGCGCAAGAGUUUCAUGGAGAGCAUGAAAGAGUACUUUCACAAUUGCUCCCUGGCGGGUGCGCGGCAGAUGUGUGAUCCCAAUAUUAGCGCAUUUCUAAGGAUAAUGUGGGCAAUAGUAUUCUGCGUAGCGUUGGGGACGAUGUGUUUUUUCCUGCAAUACAUAUGGUCGGGGAUGCUCGCGAAACCAUUCGUUGUUACCAUGGAGUCUUCUACCUACCCCAUAAGCUCCAUAGACUUCCCCGCCAUCGCCGUGUGCAACAUCAACAGAAUCAGCAAGAAGGCUUUGGCUAAAUUCGCCUUUGAAGUGUACCCAGAUAUUGCAUACAAGGAGUCACUGGAGGAAGUGGAAAAAGUCCUUUUAAACUUUGGUAGACUAAUUAAUUAUUCGUACAACGAAUCUUUGAAAAACAGCGAACUUUACCUUCGACUGGUUGAGAAAUACCGUUUUGAUGACCAACGAAUUGUUCAAAUUAUGAAAAUGCUUGCCCCCAGUUGCGAGGAAAUGAUCCUUAAGUGCGCCUGGGAGGGCAAGGUGGUAGACUGUCAAAAAAUCUUUUCCAUGCAGCGCAUCGCUAACAGGGGACACUGCUGUACUUUCAAUUAUUGGGCGCUGAAAAAAAACGCAGAGAUCAAAAAACAGAAAGAACCUGGUGUUAUUUACGGGCUGAAUGUAAUUUUGGAUCCACUGAUCGAUGACUACGCCUACCCUUUGAACAGCUUACAAGGAUUUGAUAUUUUAAUCCAUGAUUCAACACAUUUCGCGGACCCGAAUGCCGGUAGGGUGAUCCAUCGAAUAUGUGAACCAAACAUGGAAGUAUUCUUUGAACUAAAGUCCACAAAACAAAUAGCUACUCAAGAAAUUCGCAAGUAUUCCACUGAAACAAGGAACUGUUUAUUUCAAAACGAAUACUCAGAUUUCUUCGACAUCAAAUAUUCCUACAGCACUUGCAUAGUAUUUUGUAGGAUUGAUUCAAUAUUGUCUCUAUGCAAAUGCACUCCGUAUUUUUUCGCAAUAAAGGCUCUCCAAAAGGUUACAAAGGAUGCACCGGUGUGCACUUUAGAAAAUUUAAGCUGUCUUAACAAAUAUAGAGAAAAGUUUGCCUAUUUGUAUCCAGUGGAUGCAGAGGAUUUGCAAGGUUUAGAGUUAGAGAAGGAGAAUUCAUUAUUUUGUGGUGGAUGCCUGCCAGACUGUGAACUUACCCAAUAUUUUACGAAAUCAUACGAAAUACCUGUGAAGAAUACACAGUACGGAGAAAAGAAUUUGGAAGAUAUUUUUGUAAAGAACAUAAAUACAACCAACAGGAGCUUAUUACACAUUUUUCACCCACUUCCCAGCGCUACCUUAGAUCGGUUGGAUGUUGUUUACUAUUGGUUUGAAGUCUUGAGUAACAUAGGCGGCUUCUCUUGUGUUGUAAUUGGAUUUUCUUUCGCCGCGGUCGAUUAG
Pectinophora gossypiella (pink bollworm) is the source of this 1527-nucleotide messenger RNA. Its product is annotated as sodium channel protein Nach-like. The transcript has 11 exons. Gene Ontology annotation, cellular component: membrane. Gene Ontology annotation, biological process: sodium ion transmembrane transport. Gene Ontology annotation, molecular function: ligand-gated sodium channel activity. Bases 1 to 1527 code for a protein of 508 amino acids. NCBI's taxonomy places the organism in Eukaryota, Metazoa, Arthropoda, Insecta, Lepidoptera, Gelechiidae. The record is from RefSeq and is a predicted model, not a curated record.